Messenger RNA from Cricetulus griseus (Chinese hamster), 1278 nucleotides. The record is from RefSeq and is a predicted model, not a curated record. NCBI's taxonomy places the organism in Eukaryota, Metazoa, Chordata, Mammalia, Rodentia, Cricetidae.
AUGUCCGCCUCGGCAGUCUUCAUUCUGGACGUCAAGGGCAAGCCCCUGAUUAGCCGAAACUACAAAGGUGAUGUACCCAUGACGGAGAUUGACCACUUCAUGCCACUGCUUAUGCAGCGUGAGGAGGAGGGCGUGCUGGCGCCACUGCUGAGCCAUGGGCGAGUGCACUUCCUGUGGAUCAAACACAGCAAUCUCUACUUGGUGGCCACCACGCUGAAGAAUGCCAAUGCCUCUCUGGUGUACUCCUUUCUGUACAAGACAGUGGAGGUCUUCUGUGAGUAUUUUAAGGAGCUGGAAGAGGAGAGCAUCCGAGAUAACUUUGUCAUUGUGUACGAGCUGCUGGAUGAGCUCAUGGACUUCGGCUUUCCGCAGACCACGGACAGCAAGAUCCUGCAGGAGUACAUCACACAACAGGGCAACAAACUGGAGACGGGCAAGUCUCGAGUGCCACCCACAGUCACCAAUGCUGUGUCAUGGCGCUCUGAGGGGAUCAAGUACAAAAAGAACGAGGUCUUCAUUGAUGUCAUAGAAUCUGUUAACCUUCUGGUCAAUGCUAAUGGCAGUGUCUUGCUCAGCGAGAUUGUGGGCACCAUCAAGCUGAAGGUGUUUUUGUCUGGGAUGCCAGAGCUGCGGCUGGGCCUCAAUGACAGAGUGCUCUUUGAGCUUACUGGCCUUGCAGGCAGCAAGAACAAGUCUGUGGAACUGGAAGAUGUGAAAUUCCACCAGUGUGUGAGGCUUUCACGCUUUGACAAUGACCGCACCAUCUCCUUCAUCCCCCCGGAUGGGGACUUUGAACUCAUGUCCUAUCGCCUCAGCACCCAGGUCAAGCCCCUGAUCUGGAUUGAGUCAGUCAUUGAGAAAUUCUCCCACAGCCGAGUGGAGAUCAUGGUCAAGGCUAAGGGGCAAUUUAAGAAGCAGUCAGUGGCCAAUGGUGUGGAAAUAUCUGUGCCUGUACCCAGUGAUGCAGAUUCCCCACGCUUCAAGACCAGUGUGGGCAGUGCCAAGUAUGUGCCUGAGAAGAAUGUUGUCAUUUGGAGUAUCAAGUCCUUCCCUGGGGGCAAGGAGUACUUGAUGCGUGCCCACUUUGGGCUCCCUAGCGUGGAAACUGAGGAGGUGGAGGGCCGGCCACCCAUCGGGGUCAAGUUUGAGAUUCCAUACUUUACCGUUUCUGGCAUCCAGGUCCGUUACAUGAAGAUCAUUGAGAAAAGUGGAUACCAGGCCCUGCCCUGGGUCCGCUACAUCACCCAGAGUGGGGAUUAUCAACUUCGUACCAGCUAG